GGAGAAUGUACUCAACAGUCUACCCGAUAAACUCAAAGCCGAAAUUGCCAUUCAAAUGCAUCUGGAUACGCUAAAACGUGUGGAGAUUUUUCAAAACACGGAGGAAGGUUUUCUGUCAGAGUUAGUGCUUCGUCUCAGAAUGGUGUUGUUUGCGCCUGGAGAUUUCGUCUGCCGCAAAGGGGAAAUUGGCAAACAAAUGUUUAUCGUUAAUCGAGGCACACUGCAUGUCCUCGGGGAUGACAACACCACCAUUUUGGCCAUAUUGCGUGCCGGCAGCUACUUCGGUGAAUUGUCCAUUCUCAACUUGGGGCAGUAUGGUAAUCGGCGAACCGCGUCUGUCCGGUCGCUGGGCUACUCCGAUCUUUUCAGAUUGUCUAAAUCCGAUUUGUGGGAUGUUCUGAAGGAUUAUCCAAAAGCUAGGAGGAAGUUAGAAUCACAUGCCUACAAGAAAAUUCACGAUUACAGGGUGUUAUCCCGUGGAAUGGUGAGGCCCAGUGAGCAAGCCGAUGAUACGUCUUAUGGUUACAAUCCUGAGGAGAUAAGGGGACCUGCUAGGGCAUCAGCUGGGACCACUACCGGAUGCUGCUUGUCAAAUGGAGCCGCCACAAUCAGCGCAAAUGUUGACGGCUCCGACGGUUAUGGAAGCGAUCCAAGCCGCAUGUCAGCUCUAAUGUGCACUCCACGUCAGUCACCCACACCGCCGCUAACAUUGGUUCCGAACGUCCGUGAUGUAGUAGGCACUUCAACAUGCAGAUCAGAUUCUGGCAUAGAACAGAUGAAUGCAUUAGAGCGCGUUUGUGCAAUGCGGCUGCACACCGCUAUGGAUAGAGAUAUCAAGAGUGAACGCCUGAGUGGUCCACUGAAUGUUCCGAAAUCACACGCAUAUCGGAGCAAAUCAGAAGCUGCAACAUCGUUCACGCAAGAAAAGGUGCAUAAGAACUCGGCUUUUGAAACCUAUAUUAACCCUAGGAUUUCAGAACGGUCAUUAGUCAAUAGUCGAAAUCUCUCAGCUCCAACAAACCUUGUCAAUUCUCUUUGUUCUGACUGCUUAGAUUGUGACUACCCUGAACGAGUUCCUGAAGAAUUUAGUACUUGUACUUCGUAUUAUUACUCAGGGGAUAUAGUGAGUUAUGACUAUCCGUCAACAAACAUUACUCCGCAACCAACAUUGGCUAAGUUUCACUUGAGUGAUCCGUUCGAAUGUUCUGCAAUUGCGGACUGCACUAAUGCAGCAGUUGUGAGUAACGGAAACUCGAAAUCAAUAAAUGAAUAUUCCCAGCAUAAUGUACCAUUGAUUUACUUUGAGAAAGCGUCAACCUCAUCUUCAUCGUCCACCAGAUCAUCUUGUUCUCAUAAUCCUCAGUGUGCAAAAUGUGUACAGUCAGUUUCAUCUAAAAUGGUACAUUCAGCAUCUAAUGCCAACAGAAACUGGGGAUCCAUUGAACAUCUGAGUGUACCGCGGACAAGAGUGCAAACACCGCAUUCAUUCUCAAGACCAAACGUCUCGAUUUACACCAAAAAUCCAGGACGUCAUCGGCAUAACUGCUGUACUGGAAGGCAUCACUCCAUUUCUUCACCGUACAGUGAAGUCGGUGAAUUGGAACUGCAACAACAAGCAGCGCAGCAUCAUGACAACACACUAUUGCAAGAGCUCAUACGGCUCCAACGUAGCGUAUACCUAUUGGAACGUCAAAACGCUAUGCUGCAGAGUAACCAGCGCACUAGAACUUCUUUAGACAGUGUGGAUCAAUGGUUUGGGGUUAAGACAUGUUCGCCUAUUAUGGAGCACCAGAGACCCAUAGGCCCCUUCCCGAGGCUGAUCACACGAGCACCUGUGCGCAGGUCAUCUUCACUUCAAGUCCCUUGUAACAGUGUGAAAAAUGGCAUGUGCCAAAAUCGACCGAUUCGUCAAAUACCACCAACAAUGGAACUCCGUGCUGGCGAACUAAUACAAACCGCAACUAGACUCCCGUUUGGAGGGACGGUUAAGCCCGAGGUAGCCUGCUGA
Messenger RNA from Dicrocoelium dendriticum, 2008 nucleotides. The record is from the annotation of a GenBank genome assembly. NCBI's taxonomy places the organism in Eukaryota, Metazoa, Platyhelminthes, Trematoda, Plagiorchiida, Dicrocoeliidae.